Molecule: messenger RNA, 1307 nt
Organism: Chlorocebus sabaeus (green monkey)
Lineage: Eukaryota; Metazoa; Chordata; Mammalia; Primates; Cercopithecidae
Source: RefSeq, a predicted model, not a curated record
GGGGGCGGGUGGUGGCUGGGGAAGGGCUAGCGGGAAGCUAGGGCCAACGGAGGGGUUUGGGGGAGGGCGAUCCGGAGGCGCGGGCUCUCUCUAGCAGGUUGCCGCAGCCAUGCAGUGGCUCUCUCCAGUCGGUGGCAAUGACUUGCCCAGGGGCCAGGAGCGCCCGAGUCCCUUCAGCCAGCUAGUGUAUACCAACAACGACUCCUACAUCAUCCGGUACGGGGAUCUUACAAAGAUCCAUAAAGCUGCCUCCCGGGGCCAAGUCUCAAAGCUACAGAAGAUGACAUUGAAGAAGAAGACCAUCAACCUUAAUGUAAAAGACGCCAGGAAGAGGACUGCUCUACACUGGGCCUGUGUCAAUGGCCAUGCGGCAGUAGUAACAUUUCUGGUAGACAGAAAGUGCCAGCUUGACGUCCUUGAUGGUGAAAACAGGACACCUCUAAUGAAGGCUCUACAAUGCCAGAGGGAGGAUUGUGCAAAUAUUCUGGUAGACUCUGGUGCCGGUCUAAAUAUUGUAGAUGUGUAUGGCAACACAGCUCUCCAUUAUGCUGUUUAUAAUAAGAAUUUGUCAGUGGUGGCAAAACUGCUGUCCCACGGUGCAGUCAUCGAAACGCAAAACAAGGCUAGCCUCACACCACUUUUACUGGCCAUAACGAAAAGAAGUGAGCAAAUUGUGGAAUUUUUACUGACAAAAAAUGCAAAUGCAAAUGCAGUCAAUAGGUUUAAAUGCACAGCUCUCAUGCUCGCUGUAUGUCAUGGAUCAUCAGAGAUAGUCGGCAUGCUGCUUCUGCGAAAUGUUGACGUCUUUGCUGAAGAUACGUGUGGAAUGACUGCAGUACGUUAUGCUAUUGCUUGUGGAUUUGAUCACAUUCAUCAACAACUUUUGGAAUAUAUACGAAAAUUAUCUAAAAAUGCUGGUCCAGGUAAGACUUCUGAUAGUAAACUACUCUUGGUGGUGCUACCAUAAGAUUAUGGAAGUGUUGAUCACAAAAAGGCAAUUCAAAAAGCAAUGUGUAAAUAGCAUGUGUUUACAUAUGUACGUGUGUGUGUGUGUAUAUAUGUAGCUUUAAUUUUUAGUUUAUAAUUCAGAAUUAGUUAAUAAUUUCAUUGUAGGUAGUUUAUAAUCUCAAAAAAUAUUAUUUGAAAAAAUAUUUGUUUAAUUAUGGUCCCUAAAAUCCUAUAUAAUACUUUUCUAUACAUAAGUAAUGCAAUUUUUAAGUUUGUAUAUUGUAUGUUUCCUCAAUUGUCCUAACAACUUAGGCUUGGUAUAAAAUGUAUAACCCUUGUUGUGAUUGAUGAACUCAGUA